AUGUUUUUCUUUCACGAGGGACUUGACAGUUUCAAUCAGAAGACCUUGUACAAUGCAUACAAAAAGCUGACAAAGAACAUUGAUAUUGACCUGGAAGAAUAUAACAAAAUGAAAGAAGCAGAUCCAGAGUUCUAUCGUGAAGCUUCAAGCCUCCAAUAUGGGAAGGCACCUAAGCUUUCCGAAGACAAGAUUGACAAGAUGGCGAAGGAACGGAAGGACCGGGAUGAUAAGCGCAACUCAUUUAGCCGGAGGAGGAAGUUUCAUGAAGAGAAGGAUAUUGAUUCAAUCCAUGAUCGUAAUGAGCAUUUCAACAAGAAGAUUGAACGAGCGUUCGGAAAAUACACACUGGAAAUCAAAAAUAAUCUUGAACGAGGAACUGCAUUGCCUGAUUAA
Messenger RNA from Hibiscus syriacus, 393 nucleotides. Its product is annotated as pre-mRNA-splicing factor syf2-like. The record is from RefSeq and is a predicted model, not a curated record. Gene Ontology annotation, cellular component: Prp19 complex; catalytic step 2 spliceosome; post-mRNA release spliceosomal complex. The transcript has 2 exons. Lineage: Eukaryota; Viridiplantae; Streptophyta; Magnoliopsida; Malvales; Malvaceae. The coding region runs from base 1 to 393 and encodes 130 amino acids.